Molecule: messenger RNA, 8384 nt
Organism: Dreissena polymorpha
Lineage: Eukaryota; Metazoa; Mollusca; Bivalvia; Myida; Dreissenidae
Exons: 13
Coding region: 2299-3324 (341 amino acids)
Source: RefSeq, a predicted model, not a curated record
CAGUCUUGGAAGUCUUCUCAUGUUGAAUUCACACUCAAGAUGUAGACUGUAUGCUGGACUGUAUGCUUAUCAGCCCUAGCUAUAAUAAUGACUGUGACCAAAGAUCUAAAGAUUCUUAAACUAGGUGCUAAUAAUACAGUCUUAUAGAAGUAAGGAAGUAAGGUACUGUAUGUUGGAUGAGAGAUAGAUAUGAUUGGUCAGUGAGAUGUUUGGGUGUGUCUUGAUAUUAGGGAUUUCAAAGAGUAAGAAGUGAGUUAAAAAAAGGAAGGAAGUAGAGGUCAGUAAGAAAUAGUGAGAAAGUCAGUUACAAGUUAGAGAGUCAGUUGGAAAGCUUAGAAACAAAGGUAAGAAUUUAAUAGAGUUAUGAAGGAAUGCUUAAGAAUGCAAUAUAGGAAGAUGGAAUUUGUGGAAAAUUAUGAGAACUAUAAAUGAAUAAAAGAGUAAACGCAGCAAGCAAUUGUGUUGUGAUAUUUAUAAGAAGGACACAGAUUUCCUCAGUCCCGUUUCAUAAAUAUAAAGUAACAAUUCUUAAGUUCCAAUGAAUAAAGCUUCAAUUAAAAGGUUGACAAUAGAUUGAGUGCCAUCAAUUUAUAUGAGUCGAGUUCUAAAAUAAGUAUAACAGAAAUGUACAUACACACUGUAUUCGUAUAAAUAAAUAGAAAAAGAAAUAAUAAAAAAACUAAGCAAAGUCACAUUAUUACUUCAUUAUUAGACAUUGCAUAUAAUAGAUAUCUAUAUUAUCUGUGUUAUUUUAAAACUUACUUUUUAACUUAAUCACAUACAUUAAACAACAUUCAUUACAUUUGCUAUCGUUUAUUUCAAACAAAACAAUGUUUAUUACACUUUGCUAUUGUUUAUUUUUGUUUUUCAUGUAUUGUGUACAGUUAAUUCAUAACAAGCAAGAAAUGACACAAAACAUUUUUAGGUAAUCUCCAAAGCAUUCCGAUUACAAAAUUUGUCUGCAGUCUAUGUAUAAGCUGUUAUAAGCCAUUAACGUUUUGAUCAACUUAUUGAUUGAUUGAUUUAUGUUUAAAACUCCAUUUACAUUUUUUAUGCUCACUUCUAAUGCAAAUUUUCUCCACAGUGCUGAUAAACAGGUAAAACAACACUUAAUGAUAUAUGGGGAAAACCAUCAGUCAGGUAAUUUGACAUUAAGAUUUGUUUAAGGCCCAAAUCUACUACUGGAACACAAAAUAUGUGUAAUUUAACUUGCAAUUUUUUUUAAUACCCAUUUGUGACACACAAGCACACACUUUUGUGAAUGUUGAAAACAUUACACAUGCUCUUCCUGGCCCAUAAUUUCACUAUAACAAUACCGUAAAAAUAUUAAAUAUACCCGAUGUACAGAUCAGAAAAAAAAUCCGCACACAUGUACUGUACAUGUCAAUUUGUAUGCCCCUCUUCGGGGUAUAUUGUUUUGCUGGGUGUUGGUUUGGUCGGUUGGUCUGUCUGUCGGUAGACCAGUUACAUGUAGUUUUAGAUCAAUAACUUGUGAAUGGAUUGAUUGACCGAUUUGCUUGAUACUUCACUUUUGCAUUGGCCUUGGACAGUACAUGUAGAUGACCCGUAUGGAAAUUGGGGUACUAGGUCAAAUGUCAAGGUCACUGUCACACUAAGAGUGUGAAUCAUUUCCGAUCAAUAACUAACUUGUCAAGGUAUUGACUAAUUGCCAUGUGCAUUGGCCUUGAACAUUAGAUGACCCCUUUCAAAAUAGGCUUACUAGGUCAAAGGUUAAGGUCACUAUCCUACUGUGUGAAAAUUGUUUCCGAUUCAUAACUUGUGAACGGAUUGCACGAUUGACUUGACACUUCCCGUGUGCAUUGGACUUGGACAGUAGAUGACCCCUAUUGAAAUUAAGGUCACUAGGUCAAAGGUUAAGGUUACUGUCUUACUAAGCAUUAAAAUCAUUUCCGAUCAAUAACUUGUCAAUUGAAACUUCACAUUGGCCUUGGACACAACAUGACCACUAUUGACAUUGGGGUCACAAGAUCAUAGGUCAAGGUCAUUGUCACACUGAGAGUGAAAAUCGAUUCCGAUCAUUAACUGGUCAACAAAUUCACUUAUUGGCUUAAAAAUUCCCAUGUGCGUUGGCCUUGAACAAAAGAUGACCACUAUUGAAAUUGGGGUCACUAGGUCAAGGUCAAGGUCAUUGUCACAUAAAGUGUGACAAUUGCAAAUUAAGAAAAUAUGCUUAGAUUGUUUAUUUCUCUUUUUAGCUGUCAUGUUACUUUUCUUCAACAGAAAGGAUGUCAAGAGUGGCAAUCUUCUCCAAAGUCGUCAGAUAAUUGUACAUGAAAAAUGGACGGAACAAAGAAAAAGGGGAGAAUUCGUGCUGCUGACUUAAAGCGUGACAGUCAACCCUCCCACAGCAGUACCAAAUAUGACUUCUCAAAGAUUGUGGCUUUGAAAGGGAAAGAAGGAAGAGAUCCCAGGAACACUGGACGACCAGCUGGCAUCGAAUCUUGCCCUUCAGGCUCUAAAAAGAUUUGUUUAGAAGUUCAUGAAAAUGAAGGCACAGUGGAAAACGCUUCACAGAUCACUGAGAUUGCAACUUGUGUUGAUCAGCUGUCGUGUGAUGAAAUAUAUAGGAACCUUUUGCUGGAACAAAAUGGAUUUUUUCACCUGGAUGAUCAGUACAAAACUUAUGCUAUGCAAGAUUUUGAUGUUGAAAAAUCAUCUCUAAAGCCUAGCGUAUUCCAUAUUCUUCAAAGAGAUGGGUGUAAAUUCAGUGAUGACUUGGCAUGGUUGUGGAAAUGUACAUGCAAUAAAGAUCGCUCAGAUAUGAUAAGCUGCUUUCAAGGAAAGAUGCAUAUAACCUACCAUGAAUUUACAGACAGAUGGCCCAUUUGUCAACAUAUCAAAAUAGGCAUUGCAAUUUUGAACACUUUUGAUUCCAUAAUUGGAAUAAUCCCAACUAUUACAGAGGCUGAAGUUGAGGUUUUUGAUGAAUUUGAUGGACAGCCAAUCACGUCAAGUUUUGAGAAUGUUGUGCUGUUGAAGAAUGGUCUUUAUUGUGUGUGGCAUGCAGAUGAUUAUGGCAUUGUUUCCACAUCAGGUAGAGAACCAAGAUGUCUUGUUUGUCCUCACUCACAUUGUUCUCACACUCGGACCAUAGAAGCAGCCAAUAUUACAGUUACAUCGGCUUCUGAAAAAAAGAGUUAUAGCAAACAAUGUCUUUCAACUCUCAAAAUACCAUUUGUUUCAUCAACAGAAAUGCAAAAUCAAUAUCAGAUGCCUGUUUCUGACAGAUUUAUGUUUGAAAGGAAUAAUGAUGUAGUUUAUGCCCUGAUGCAUUGGAAUGUGAGGAUUGUGGAACCAGCUUAGAGGUCAAUGUACAUGAAUGUCGUGUCUAUCUUGUCAAUCAAAUAGUAAGAGGAAAAAUGUCAAGAAAAAAAUGUCCAACCUGUAGCAGGAUGUAUGACUUUGACGGCCUUUCUGUCUGUAUUUUAAAUAUGAGACAGUUUGUCAUUUGUCAUGAAAUACUGAGGAGAUUCAUGUAUUACUACCUCACAGGAAAGACAACAAUUUACACAGAGUAUUCAGUGCUAUGUAGGACAUACAAAGAUGCUGGUCAUGCUAAUGUCCCAUCAUAUGAUGAUUUUAAGUCAGCAUGGUAUGCCUUCCUGGAUCUUCUGGACAUUGAUUACAACAGCUCAUUUUUUUGUCCUGAUUGUGGGUCCCUACCCAGACUCAGUUGUCAUGGAUGCUACUUCAGUUUCUUUCCGGAAGCAUUUAAUGUCAUGGGGUGAAUUGAUGUCAUCCAUUGAUCGGCCUGGAGAGCCGUACGACAAAAAGAACCCAAACAAGGUUAAAGAAAGAACAAUAUUUUCUGCAACGGUGAGAAGGAUCUUGCAACAGUAUGUGACUUGUGGCAUAGAAAACUCCAGAUCAACUAGUCUGUUGGAAGCCAUCAGGUCAGAUACAGGUUCAGCUCCAAUGUCUGACCUUGUGGAGCAUAUCCUGGGCGAAAGUAAAGUUGUGGACCAAAGAAUAAUUGUAAAUGCAAUUUGGAAAGAUUUUGUAAAAGUUCUUGCUUCACCAAAUCCAGUUUCAUCAUUUAUCCCACCUGAUGAAGAUAUUGUUGACACCUUAUGCAAAUCAUUUGCUAAAGAAGAAAAAUUAUUUUCAUCUGACUUGGAAUUAAAUAUGAUUCAAAACAAAGUACCUGUCAUCUUUGAUAUUUUGAAAAAAAUAAAAAACAAAUUUCCUUUCAAAUUGUUCCUGGACUGCAUGGCUUACAUGAGUAGUAAGGUGUUUCAACCUUUUAUGCAAGCACCAUGUCCGAUGGAAUUGCCCGAUGAACAGCAAAAUGAACUGGAAGUAUACCCCUGUUUAUCCCAGUUCAGAAAAAGAGGGGUUUAUACUGCUGAUGGAAGAAAACGCACCAAGGAUGAUAUGUGUAGAAAGUUGGCUAAAGGUCAUCCAAGACUGCUACCUGGGAUCUUCACUUUGUACUGUCUACAUGGGAUUUGCUAUGGCUUUGAGGUUAUGCGGUUUUGUGAAUCCCCAGAUGUACCAUUCACUCUGCUGCGCACCAGAUUUCCAACAGCACCUAAAAUGGUUGUGUACGACAAUGCCUGUUCACUUCACGAAUACUGCUUGAACAGGGAUCCUGUGUUCUUCAAACAUACUCAGUUUAAGGUGGACAGUUUACACUUCAAAAAUCACACAGCCUGUGGACCAGCUUAUGAACUGAAGCGGUACCCAGCCUAUGCCAAGUUUAAUUCUCAGGUUGUGGAGCAAGCAAACUCCAGACUGCAGAGAUUGAAGGCUUCGUUGUCUUAUAUGACACAAAACAACUUCCUCAAGCAUUGCAAAUUUUAUAUAUGGGGACAGAAUACAGACAUUCUUAAAAGACUUAAUGAAGAAAAUAAAGCCCCAAAAUAGAAAUAUUGACUGAAAAUAUGCAAAAAUGGUAAUAACGAAGUGGUAUCAGUGUAUGUUGAUUUUAAAGGAAUGGUUUGAGGGAUUUUUUUAACGUGUUCUGAAAAUUUAAACCCACAUGCCUCAAUUUUUGACUUGAAGUGAAAUAUGUGAAUGGUAUGUAAAUUGUUACUUUUUGAAAAAUAGCAAUUUUGGUCAGGUCAAGUUUUUUAACUUGAAUUUGAUAUUUCUUAAUAUAAGGGACUUUUUAACCUUGAACUUAUAUAAAAGUGAAAGCAGUUUUUGUGCCCUCCACAUAGUGGGCAGCAUAUAGCGUUGCCCUUGUCCGUCCGUACGUAUGUUCAUCCUGAAAUUUUGUCUGUACAUACGUAAGUCCCAGUAUUGUGAACACAACUCCUCUUUAACAGAUUGACAGAUUUUGAUUAAACUUUCAUGGAUGAACACCCAUAUUAUGAAGAUGAUUAUUAAUAGAGAAUUUUUGCUGCAACCAAAUUUGACGGAAUUACAGCCCAUUGUUGAUUUUUUGUAAGUCCCAAAAUAUUGUGAACGCAACUCCUCAUCAAUCACUUGGCAGAUUUUGCUCAAACUUGCAGGGAUGAACACCAUUACUGUGUAGAUGAUCAUGCAGGAUGGAAUUUCUGCUGCAACCAAAUUUUACAGAAUUAUGGCUCUUUGAUUAUUUUCCCCCAAUAUUAUGUAGUGAAAUCGUCCCAAAAUUUUGUGAACGCAACUUGUCUUAAACUGAUUGGCGGAUUGGCAUAUAUACAUCUGCAUGCUUAUGUGUGGUCUUUGGGUUUAAUGAGCUCUUAUAAUUGUUGAUCUGAUAAAUAUCUGGGCCUUUCCGAGUGGUUGUAUUUUAGCAUUGUUGAUGUGUGUAAAAAACAUAACUUGUUCAAUUUGCUGUGAAAUAUGUUUAUGUGUAUGCCGGUUGCUAUACUUGUUUGCUCUUGUAAAAUAUAAAUAUGUGCUGAUAUGAUAUGUCAAAAAAUUGUGUAUGCCUGUUGCUAUACUUGUUUGCUCUUGUAUAAUAUCUCUUUGAGCUAUUGUGACGGGUAUUUGCAAAUGUGUCUUUGUAUGUGUAUUGUGAAAAACACUCUGAAGUGGCAAGGAAUAGAGCUAUAGUCUAAAGAAAAAACAUAAGUCAGGUGAGCGAUAUAGGGGCAUCAUGGCCUUCUUGAUUUUAUAUUAAAUACCAUUGACAUUUUUUGUCCUGAAAUCUGUUUCUUACAAUAUUUAAAUUUACGACCGGUGACUUAUAAUUUUGCACACACAAAAUAUUAAUAUUUACAAUGCCAUUAAAUGUCAGAAAACAAAAAGGGACGUGAAUCUAUACCAGACAGUUAUCUUACCAUUUCUGUUGACUUUGGACAUUUUUUGUCCUGAAAACUGUUCUUUUCAAUAUUGAAAUUUACGACCGGUGGUAACUUGUAACUUUGCGCACACGUUAUUAAUAUUUAUUAGGUUAUUGAAUGUCUGAAUACAAAACGGGACGUGAUUCUAUAUCAGACAGUUCUCUUACAAUUUCUGUUGACUUAGGACAUUUUUUGUCCUGAAAUCUGUUUCUUACAAUAUUGACAUUUACGACCGGUAACUUGUAAUUGUUCACACAAAUUAUAAAUAUUGCAACGUUAUUAAAUGUCUGAAUACAAAACGGGACCUGAUUCUAUAUCAGACAGUUCUCUUACCAUUUCUGUUGACUUUGGACAUUUUUUGUCCUGAAAUCUGUUUCUUACAAUAUUGACAUUUACGACCGGUAACUUGUAAUUGUUCACACAAAUUAUAAAUAUUGCAAUGUUAUUAAAUGUCUGAAUACAAAACGGGACCUGAUUCUAUAUCAGACAGUUCUCUUACCAUUUCUGUUGACUUUGGACAUUUUUUGUCCUGAAAACUGUUCUUUUCAAUAUUGAAAUUUACGACCGGUGGUAACUUGUAACUUUGCGCACACGUUAUUAAUAUUUAUUAGGUUAUUGAAUGUCUGAAUACAAAACGGGACGUGAUUCUAUAUCAGACGGUUAUCUUACCAUUUCUGUUGACUUUGGACAUUUUUGGUCUUGAAAUCUGUUCCUUGCAAUAUUGAAAUUUACGCCGGGUAACUUGUAACUUUGCACACACGUUAUUAAUAUUUAUUAGGUUAUUGAAUGUCUGAAUAAAAAACGGGACGUGAUUCUAUAUCAGACAGUUAUAUCUAACCAUUUCUGUUGACUUAGGGCAUUUUUUGUCCUGAAAUCUUUUUCUUACAAUAUUGACAUUUACGACCGGUAACUUGUAACUUUGCACACACAUUAUUAAUAUUUACAAAGUUAUUGAAUGUCUGAAUACAAAACGGGACGUGAUUCUAUAUCAGACAGUUAUCUUACCAUUUCUGUUGACUUUGGACAUUUUUUGUCUUGAAAUCUGUUCUUUAAAAUAUUGAAAUUUACGACCGGUAACUUGUAACGUUGCGCACACGUUAUUAAUAUUUAUUAGGUUAUUGAAUGUCUGAAUACAAAACGGGACGUGAUUCUAUAUCAGACAGUUCUCUUACAAUUUCUGUUGACUUUGGACAUUUUUUGUCCUGAAAUCUGUUUCUUACAAUAUUGACAUUUACGACCGGUAACUUGUAAUUUUUCACACAAAUUAUUAAUAUUUACAAUGUUAUUAAAUGUCUGAAUACAAAACGAGACGUGAUUCUAUAUCAGACAGUUCUCUUACCAUUUCUGUUGACUUUGGACAUCUUUAGUCCUGAAAUCUGUUCUUUACAAUAUUGAAAUUUACGACCGGUAACUUGUAACUUUGCGCACACGUUAUUAAUAUUUAUUAGGUUAUUGAAUGUCUGAAUACAAAACGGGACGUGAUUCUAUAUCAGACAGUUAUCUUACAAUUUCUGUUGACUUUGGACAUUUUUUGUCCUGAAAUCUGUUUCUUACAAUAUUGACAUUUACGACCGGUAACUUGUAAUUUUUAACACAAAUUAUUAAUACUUACAAUGUUAUUAAAUGUCUGAAUACAAAACGAGACGUGAUUCUAUAUCAGACAGUUCUCUUACCAUUUCUGUUGACUUUGGACAUUUUUUGUCCUGAAAUCUGUUCUUUACAAUAUUGAAAUUUACGACCGGUAACUUGUAACUUUGCGCACACGUUAUUAAUAUUUAUUAGGUUAUUAAAUGUCUGAAUACAAAACGAGACGUGAUUCUAUAUCAGACAGUUCUCUUACCAUUUCUGUUGACUUUGGACAUUUUUUUGUCCUGAAAUCUGUUCUUUACACUAUUGAAAUUUAUAUACGAUAACUUUGAAAUUUACGACCGGUAACUUGUAACUUUGCACACACGUUAUUAAUAUUUACAAUAUAAAAUGUCUGAAUACAAAACGGGACAUGAUUCUAUAUCAGGCAGUUAUCUUACCAUUUAUGUUGCCUUUAGACAUUUGUGUCCUAUUAUAUGUUCCUUGCAAUUUUGAAAUUUAGGCACAAAAAUUGGGUUUGCUAUUGGAAACAAACAACUUUGUUUUAGGCCUAGCUUACAA